Molecule: messenger RNA, 5485 nt
Organism: Thunnus maccoyii (southern bluefin tuna)
Lineage: Eukaryota; Metazoa; Chordata; Actinopteri; Scombriformes; Scombridae
Gene: osgin2
Product: oxidative stress induced growth inhibitor family member 2
Exons: 5
Coding region: 466-2184 (572 amino acids)
Source: RefSeq, a predicted model, not a curated record
CAUAAAUCUGAUUAGAACUCCCUUUUGUUUGAGAAGCGGCACCGGGGUUAACAGAGGCUAGUCUCGCCGCGGGCCAUGUUUGAUAGGACAGGGGGUGUGUGGACGUUGGCGGGACGGCAAAGAGAAAGACUGGGGGCACGUUGUGUUGUGGCGGCCUGUUUCCACGUGUGUGUGAAGCCCCAGACAGACGGGGGAGGGUCAUGGCUGUGUGUGGAAGCACAAUAACAGGAUGAAUAAAGGUUUUUUUCCCCCCCUCGAUUUGUGUGUUUCUGAGUCAGCUGAUGAUGGUGGAUGGAGACAGGAUCUAAGCUAACAUGAGACAACAACAACACUGGCAUGCAGACACAAAGACAGCUAGCCGGUUUGAACCUGUUCAAAUAAUCUGACUCAGAAAAAUGGAAGCAGUGUUGGGUACAAAGGGCAAACAAGGCUCUAUAGUUGAAUAUCAAAUGGUCAGUUGCAGAAAUGUCUAGAACUUUCCUCACAUUUCUAUCCCUCUAUUUCUCCACAGUGCCGGCUCUGGCCCAGGCUACAGCCAUGCCUCUUCUGGAAGAGACCACUCUGCCACAAGAGCACCCACCCACUGUUCCUGUGGUCAUCAUAGGCAAUGGGCCAUCAGGUAUUUGUCUGUCAUACCUGCUGAGUGGAUACAAGCCUUACCUAGACACAGCAACGGUCCACCCGAACCCGAUACUAUACAGAAAACUGCAGGAGACCAAGCAUCUACCCAUCACUGAACAGGACCUGGAAUAUUUGAGUGAAGGUCUUGAGGGGAGGUCAAGGAACCCCGUGGCUGUGCUGUUUGACACACUCCUGCACCCCAAUGCUGACUUUGGCUAUGAGUUCCCCCCAGUCCUUCAGUGGAGGAGGGACAAACAACAACACAUCCCACAUCUUGUCUUGGGGAGGGCAACACCUGGAGGUGCCUGGCAUGCAAUGGAAGGCUCCAUGCUAACUAUUAGUCUUGGCAUCUGGAUGGAGCUUCCCGGGGUCAACUACAGAGACUUGACCAACGGAAAACGAAGGGAUGUAACCAGUGACAGAGCUACCCCAGAAGAGAUCUCAUCCUAUUACCGUAACUAUGUGAAGCUAAAGGGCCUCCAAAAGAAUUUUGCUGACAACACCUAUGUGACCUCCGUCCAGAAACUCUGCCGGGGGCAUGAGGGGGAAGGUCUUGAAAAUGGGCACAAUGAUGAAGGAGAUGGAGGGGUGGGAGAUGGUGGGAAUGAGGGCUUUGAAGGAAAUGGAGGGGGGGCUCUCUGGGAAGUGAGGGGAUACCAGCAGGUGCAGAACGACACUCAUGUCCCCUUCUCUCUGUUUGCUGAGAAUGUAGUUCUGGCCACCGGUGCAUCUGAUUCACCAGUUCGAUUAAACGUAGAGGGGGAGGACCUACCAUUUGUAUUCCACAACAUCUCAGACCUUGGCCUGGCUGUGAGCCAGAGAAAACUGGACAUGAACUCCGAUCCGGUUUUAAUCGUAGGUGCUGGUUUAAGUGCUGCAGAUGCAGUUCUGUGUGCUUGCAACAGCAACAUCAGAGUGCUACAUGUCUUUCGUAAGAGCGUAGACGACUCAGACCUCAUCUUCAAACAGCUGCCCAAGACCCUGUACCCAGAAUACCAAAAAGUCUACAACAUGAUGUGCUCUCAGACCUACACAAACGUGGCUCCUUCCUCUGCUUCAAACAGAUCCCAGCCAGUGAGUAUUGCUUCUUCCGUUUGUGCCAAGAUGUGCCCAAAGCCCCAACUUACCGCAGGUAACAUGGCUGGUAAUACUGGUGUCAGCCUGUUUCCUGAUUACACCAGUUUCCCCGAACACUGUGUGGUGUCCCUCCAGUCUGACAUGAAGUGUUUGCUGCAGGGGAACAACUCCCUGAAGGCAUUCAAGAUCUCCAUGGCCCUGGUGCUGAUUGGGACCAACCCAAACUUGUUUUUCUUGAAGGGGCAGGGCCAGUACCUGGGUCAGGAUCCAACAAAACCCAUCUCUUGCAAGCAGAACCCCAUUGACAUCCACCCCUACACUUUUGAGUGUACCAAGGAGCCAGGUCUGUUUGCCAUGGGCCCGCUGGUGGGAGACAACUUUGUUCGCUUUUUGAAGGGUGGCGCUUUGGGCAUUUCCUCGUGUCUGCUGAAGAGACUCAAGAAGAAGGGGAAGCUCAUCAGCAAUGGGGGGAAUAACUUCAUUUGAAAAAGUGAUGGAGAAGAGAGUAGUACAUGUUGGUCGUAGGGCACAGAUUUCAAGUGCUUUUACCAACUGAUGUAAAAGGGGAAGAGGAAAACAAGAAUUUUAAUGUUUUAAUCAUUAAUGCAGUGUUUUUUCAUCAAAGCUAAGGCAUUUUUACAACUUUCUGAGACCAAAAAAGACAAUGGAUGUACACUAAUUAGUUUCUAAAGAAACAAAAAACAGCUUUCAAGAGUCUUGUCUGACUUCAUAAGAAGUCCCCAGAAGUCCAAGCUACCGUGUGCCAAUGUUUUCUAGUCGAUCUGUAACCUCACAACUGAAUGGGACCUUAUUUUCAUCAGGGUUAUUUAUUUGUUCACCUUGUGUCUUUCAACCCAUCUACUAACAACACUUAAUUUGCUGCUGAUUUCAGUUUAGCCCUUUAGGAGAGGGAGUGCUCAAAAGUAGAAACCACUACUAUAAAUCUCCAUGGAACAUAAAGCUAAUAGUUCUGAAAGUGAUAGACUCACACAGAGCAACCUGUGGUCCCACUUACAAACUUAUUAUUUCAUAGAGUGUGACCCAACAAGUUCAUGGCUAAGCAAUCUUAAUGUUCCUGAUUAUUCUGAGCCUACCAUUCUUUGCUUUUUUGAGUCUUUGAUGACUCUUCAUUUAGCUGCUAUUGUAGGUAGUCGGAGCCAUAUACCUAAAAAAAAGUUAGGAGAGUCUAAUAAAUCUGACCUGUUUCUUUAGUUGUAGCGCUACUGAGAGGCUUUCUAUGCAAAUAAUUUCACGUGCAGAUCUGAAUGUAUUCAUGGAUGCCCGUUGCUAAUUUUACUGUGAGCAAUAAGUUUGAACUCAAGUGACAUGGCAUAAGAUAUGGUCAAUAAAGGACCAUUCUGGUGUUUUACAUUUUUCUUCUUUUUAAUAUUAUCUUCACAUAGGUACUCAGGAGAAUGGUGAAAAUGGUGAAAAUCUUUAUUUUUGUUUACAUUUAUACUCAGAAAAAACACCAAUCUUCAUAGCACUAAAUUUAAUUAAACAGUAUCCUUUUCACAAUAAUGUUUACUUAUUGUUUCUUUUUUGGGUAGAAAACCGUGAACACUCCUGCCAUUUGGCUGCCAACUCCAAAUUCUGACAAGAGGAAGCUUCUCACCAACUCAUGAAAACACUACACCAGCAGAGUCAUCAGUCCGUGCUUUAAACUGUUACCGCACAAUGAUAAAUUUAGACAAAAUAAAGAUGGACAUGGUGUUCACUGAGAGGCUUCUUUAGUGGUGAAAUACAAUUUGUAGAAAAUACAAUAAAACAACAAACACCAGCAUGGUCCUUUAACCUCAGAUAAUUGCCAAUUACAGCAGGGUUACAAUAUAGUGGAAAAGUCACAUAAUUCUUUAAUAAUAAUCCAGUUAUCUAGAUGCCACAAUUACAAUAAUUAGUGCAAAUUUUCUUGUCAUUUCGGGCAGAGUCAGUGCCAGCUUAUCUGAAUCAAAGCCCAUAUAGAUACACAUGGAGAGAAGGGGCUUAUAAAAGAGCCAAAAACAAAACACAACAGAAAAAACACAAAUGCAAAAUUUUGCAAUCAAAUCAUCCAAAUAAUGUAUUUUUAUAUCAAAUUGAAUUUUAGCAGCCACUUUGUAUUUUCGUAACUACAUUAUGCCACUUAUAACAUGUUGUGGCGAUCCCUGUAGAGGCUAACAGUAGCCACUUAAGUCUUUGUGCAUGAUUGGGCAAUUUACGUAUCGAUAUCUAUUACCAACUAUUAUCACUGUAGUCAUCAUAGGUUUUUCUUAACAUUUGUGAAACACAAGACACAAAUCUGUUUACCAUCCAAUUUAGAUUUCUUUCUAGCCUGUUUGGGAAUGUCAGAUGAAAAUGAUUAUUCCAGGUCAACUUCCCUCCAUCAUGAUGAUUCGAGUGAUGAACAUUAACCAGACAAAUAAACAGGUGAUUUCCCAAAUAAUGUUUCCCAAAUGAUACGAUCAAUGUCAGACUUUGUUCCCCCCCCAUGUUGCCCAGCUCUACACGUGUGUAUCUAUAGCUGCAUAAUUCUUCUGCCAUUUCUUUAUACAGCUUCACAGUAAACACUAACUACUGUUUCAUUAAGUGCAGUUAAGAGAGGUUCUGAGCAGUGACAGUAGCAAUCAAUUUUCCAUUUCUGCCUUUGUUCCAGUUAUUUAAACACCGUCUGCAAAGAGUGUGUCGCCAUAUGCAUAAUUUUCGUGCUGCUCACACACAACUCAAGGUUUGUUAAUUGUGAUGUGACAUUUUGAUCCUUGUGUAUGGAAAUUCUUCUUUUGCCCCCUUCAAUACAAUAUGGUAGUCAGAGUAAGUGUUGGGGGGGUAAUGCAUUACUUAGGAAAAUGUUACUGUAGUCAUAUUACUUUUACACUAACAAAGUAGUAGAACACAUUACUGUUUAAUUUUUGGUAAUCAUAUAACAGUUAAUUAGUGAAAUUGUUGUUACUGGUGUUUAAUAUUGAAUUUUAACUGAAUUAUUCCUUGAUUCUUCUUUCACUGACUUCUGAAUAUUGUUUUGAUAUAAAUAUUAAAUAUAUGCAUGCAGGCAUGAACUAUUGCCUAGCAGCAGCCGCUGUGAGCAGAAGACAGAAAAGUGCUGUAAGGACAGACGUGGGAAGAGUUAAGCCAGUACAUUGAAGGACUGCGGAGGAGACUGGCUGUUUCAGCAGUGGAGAUAACUCUCAUUAUAGUUUUGAAUUUACUUCAAGGAAAGAUAAAAAUUUGAACCUGUUACAUCCAGGUCAGACACACCUGUCCCCCACUGUCAACUCCCAAGAGCUGUCUGCUUGCUUAACGGGUUUAUUUUGUGUCCAUUCAUAGAAUUUACAUUUUUAAAACAGAUUUGUAUGGAUGCUAGAAAGCAACUUCUAAGUAUUUAGUGAAAAAUUUGCUUUAAUCACAAAGUAAUAGGCAAUAUAAUCACAUUGCAAUUUAGAGAAAAAGUGUUUAAAGGCAGUCUCCUACUUCCUUUUGCCACCCUGCUGCCCAUGAAAGGAUCAGACUUGCACAAUUCAAGCUGAGUUAACUCUCAGCUUGUACAGGGCACUUGCUGUGAAUAUGAAGGAACAGUUCAACUGUCUGCACAGCAAAGGCCAAGAUAUGUUUUGGCAUGAUGACUACCUAUCUGAAUAGUUUCAGAUAUGUAAAAGUGCCUAAAGGGGUGGCUUGUCGGAGAACAUUUGAGAAAUGAUAACACUUGAAUCCUUCUCCUCUUACCCACUCGACAAGUUUCUAGCUCAGCUAAACCAGGGAACACAUUUGGUCUUAACUUCAAAGCAAAGGAAAAGCUGCUUUCAGCAUGUAGAGU